AUGGAUGAUAUAGAAUCAAUAAGGUAUUUGAUCACCGCACUAAAAAAUCCUUCGAAUGAAAAUAAUGCCACUGCUGAGUCGCAGAUACUUAAUAAUAUAGUGUAUUUCACUCCACGGCUUCGAGAUGUACAGGUAGUCUCUCAAUUGAUACAAGUAUUUUUUCAAUGGAAACCCAGGUGGCUAACCAUUUGGGAUAUCUUUAAGGCGUCGUCGAGUAUCAUGCAAUGGAAACUUGAGAUUUCGGAACCUCAAAUUAACAUCCACACUUUUGUUUCGCUUUGGAAGCAAGAAAUUGGGUCAUAUCGUGCCCUAAACUGUUUCCAAAUCUCCAUUGUGGCAGGUCUUGUCAGUAGUCACUCACAACUCAACACUUUGCAAAAACAAUUGUACAUUGAUGACUCUGGUAUAGCAGAAAAGGAAUUGCACGACUUAAAAUACCGUCAUUUUCUUCCGUACUGGAAACAACAACUUAUCAUAGCUAGGGGCAAUCCGCACCAAACUGAUGAUUUGUGUGUAUUGUACUCAAUGAUACAUUCUAAGUUGGACAAUGACUUACCGCAUGAUAUUAUAUUCAGCAAUUUAUUCGAUAUUCUCGUUGAUUAUAUUAAAAAUGCAAAUAUGGAAUACUCCGGCAGAAAUGCUUUUGCUUAUCAGCAUAUCAACCUUCUUUGUAAGACGUGUGCUGAUAGCAUACCACAUUUACACAAUCAUUCUGAACUUUUGAUGGGUAAAAUGAUAACUUUACAUGAUAUUACUAAGAAACUAACAGCUAAGGCAUCUCUUUCAAAAAAGGGAAAUUACACUGCGAAGUACUACACUAACUGCUUAUUCAUAGUAGUUCUACUUUUAUCUGGUUACAGACCAGACCCUUCAAAUGUUUCCAUAAUGACAUUUACGUUGUAUUACAUUAGUUUUAUUCUGCAAGAUUUUGGUUUGGAUGGGUUUUCUGCAUACCAAAGCUUAAUACAUUCUCUAUGCAAUGUAACGUCUCAGGAUCUGAAGAUUUUUGACUCUAUUCUUACAGGUAUGGUGUCCCAAGUUUCUUUUGACAUGGAGAACAAAGUUUACCAUUCUAUGAUGCUGUUCAUUUUAGAAUACCUUCAAUUAAACAUGUCGUUAUUAGAAAUUCCAGAUGCACAAUAUUUGACCGAACGUAUUGAGCCUCUUAUUGGUCCGCUUCUUUCUUCCACAGAUAUAAAACUCAGGGAAAGCGCUCAUUUGGUAUGGUUGGAGCUUUAUAACAAUGAUUCGUGGAAACCUGACAUAGUAGAAUUCAAAUUGAAACGAAUCAGAGUGUACUUGAGAGACUGCUUUCAAGGAUGCCAGAAAUCUUUCAUGACUAAGGAACAAUUAUUACUUGUAUGGAAAAGCAUGCUACCCAUAAUCAGGCAUCUUUCCAAUUAUGACAUUAAUUUAGUAAGAGACCUAAUUCACAGCACUUAUCUCAAUAUAAUUAAUAGUGAAAAUUUAGAAAUGAAAUCCAUUGGUAUCGAAUGUCUAGUUGAACAGUUGUACAAUGUACCUGAGAAAUACUUGUGGGACUGGUUAAACACAUGCAAGCAACUAAUUGAAGGACAACCACCUGUCAUGCGUGAUAUACUGUUCACUAAGCUUUGGGAGUUUGUGUCACAUGCGCAUAAUGAAUUGGCAAUCAGAUGGUGGUAUGAUGCCGUUGUUCCCACUUUAUCACGUUUUUAA
Messenger RNA from Kluyveromyces marxianus DMKU3-1042, 1698 nucleotides. RefSeq names its product Pex8p (gene PEX8). The record is from RefSeq and is a predicted model, not a curated record. Bases 1 to 1698 code for a protein of 565 amino acids. The transcript has a single exon. Lineage: Eukaryota; Fungi; Ascomycota; Saccharomycetes; Saccharomycetales; Saccharomycetaceae.